Neodiprion virginianus is the source of this 3579-nucleotide messenger RNA. RefSeq lists its product as uncharacterized. The coding region runs from base 247 to 1749 and encodes 500 amino acids. The transcript has 2 exons. The record is from RefSeq and is a predicted model, not a curated record. Lineage: Eukaryota; Metazoa; Arthropoda; Insecta; Hymenoptera; Diprionidae.
UGAUUCUUAUUUGUUCUGGGACGAAACUUUGAAACAUGUCACGUAUUUAAUAAUUCGCGGUUGUGUUGUUGCCGGUGCGGUAUGAAUUCGUAGAAUCAGUUUAGGCCGUGUUGGUAUAACAAAUUGUAGAUAAAAUAGUCAAGCGUGUUAAUAGACUUUACCGAGAGUAGCCUCAGGCGGCUUGCAGCCAGGUAAAAGUGUUUUUCGUAAGCGGACACCCAUAAGUAUCCCACGUAUGAAAACGAAAUGCACGCCGGGGUUUUCAGGCCCAGAAUAUCGGAAGAGGCCUUUCAGAUCCUCCUCGAUGUUAUGGAGAGUAAUUUCGCGGCUCUAAGACUGCCUGCCGACACAAAUCAAAGCACCAAGAACUCGUCGAAACGCCGAAAACUCCCGGCCCUGACGCAGCAACGCUCCUGCGGGCAGAAUUGCGUCCUCGCAGCUUACUGCUACGCACCCAUAAUCGAUCAGAGUUUUCUCAGGUUUGCCCACCUCGCGACGAGCGGGAGCCGAGAAGAAUUCGGCGCCGUAUUCCAGGUGAUUCUGCCGCUUCCCCGGACCGUAAAAAGCAUAACAAGUCGGGCUACGAUGAGGAUUACCAAACCGCUGGACGAAAGUCAGGAGCCGAUGGAAAUCGAGGAGAUCAGCUACACGGAGCCAUCGAUUCCCGUCGUCAUCCUCGAUCCGUCAGCUAUCAAGACUGAAAAGCUCGACGAGGAGGAGACUGAGCCUUCCAACGUUCGGCCGAAGGUCAUCCUCAGGGAAUCGAAGCUGUCCAACAUCCAGGAGGGUCCGUCGACCGGACGCGAAGCAGCGGAAGUCGAGGAAGUCGCGGAAGCCAAGGAACCUGCGGCGGAGGGGUUGACGAGGUCGGACGCUUAUCAACGAACGAAAUCUACGCUGCGGUCUCUCGUGCGUUCGAAAGAAGUCGCCGCGACGGAAACGCAAGGGAGGAAAACCAGGUUCUACUAUUUUUGGCAGACGAUAUUCUUCGUUCUUUUUCCCAUCGCCCUGAUCGUUGCCGGGGUAACGAUAUCGCGAGACGAGUCUUACGACCUUGACUGCGUCCAGCGUUUCGACCCCGCCGAGACGAUAAGGGAGUUGGAAAACCGCGUCUUCGGCCAGGCCAAAGCCGUUCAGGAGCUCGGGGUCCAGCUGACGACCCUGGAAUCAAGCCGGUUCAAGAUCGUCGUUUUGAUCGGAGGAACGGGGAUCGGGAAAUCGUACGCAGCUCAUAUUAUCAGCGAGAAUUUUCCCGCCCGAAGAAACGUUUUCCACUACAUCCCCCGCCUACAGCCGAUGGAGAGGUACGCUUGGGAGCUGUCCUCUGACUGCGGAUGCAAUUUAAUUGUAAUCGAGAACUUGAGCAACAGAGACAUCGCGGAUGCGUCAGAUUUCGCGGCGCGAUUGGCAUCGCGGGUAGCGCAGGGCAAUUACUGCCUGCUGAUUCUCCAAGUGAUUAACGUUCACGAAAUCCACGACGACCUUAAGCACACCGUUGAUCUCGCGAGGAGUACCAAAGAGAUUCAGGACUAUUAUAAGAGCAAAAAUUUGAACGUCAAUGUCGUCACGUUCGAACCACUCAGCAGCGAUGACGUCGACAGGUGCAUCGCCGAAGCCGCCAAAGAGCGGAAACUCACCCUUUCCGCUGACGAAAUUCGCCGCGUUAGGCUCGGUUUGGAAAUUGCCGGCAGUGGGUGCAAGGGGGCUUACGCGAAGGUUCAAUUAUUUGACAAAAAAAUCGAUGUUUAGAUAUUAUUUUUCACUUUCUUUCAUUUUUUUGAUUUUUUACAAAUUUAUUACGCAGUGUGGAUCGCCCAGUUCUUAAUUUCUGGGAUUUCAGUUUGACGAUUUUUAUGAAUAGACAUCUCAAUUUUUUUUUUUCCUUACAUAUAGCCGAAAUUAGUCGGGGUUCUUGACGUAUAGACUCAGAUUGAAAUUUUAUGGAACGAUGUGCUGAAUUGAAAGUCACUGCCUUUUCGUUGAUUUCAUUACGAGAUAGUCGGACAUUGAUGAUUUAUCAAAUUUAUAUAAUCGUGAGCAAUGACGAUUUUCCUGAAAAUUCAAGAUAAAAAAAUACUGAAAUUGUAACUGCCGAGCUUAGAUAUCGAUUCUUCAUUUCAAAUCGGUUUGAAAUGGAAAAAAUUUUAGCGGAUACUUUAUCUUGCACUCCACGGUGGCUUAUUUAGGCAUGAUGGAAUGAAAUCGAUUAGGAUUUGAACCAUUUUAAAUUGCUUUGAAAGAAAAAGUCGAUAUUAUGGCUUUAAUUUAUACAAUUUUAAUGUUAGUAUUUUUUCCUGAAUUCUUAGGGAAAUCUUAUUUUCGAAUUCGUGAAUUUGGUGGAAGCUCAAUGAGCGACUAUCCCGUAAUAAAAUAAGCAAAUAACCUUGACUCUUGGCUCAUUAUUAUCUGUGAGUGACAUCGACGACAUUGUGGCAUUUGAAUGAAAGAACCUAUAAUCAUGAAACGUAAAAAACUGCCGUUGACGCAAUAUUUCCGCUGAAAUUUAAAUUCUGCAUCUUGGCGUUCGUAACCAGAUAAAAAUUAUCGAAUAGCCUCUUAGGUAAUGACUAGAUAUGGUAUAUAUAUAUGAUAAAAAAAAGUCAGGGUCCUUUUGUAGUGGAGUUCAGGGAACAUACUCGCAGAAUCUUAUCCUUGCUGACAGCGAAAUCGACCACAUUAAGAACGGUUUAAAAAUUGUCGACAACAGGUGCAAGGAAGCUUACACGAAGGUUCAAUUAUUUAACCAAAGAUUCGAUGCUACAUAAUUAAUGAUUAGAAUCAAGUACGUAUAAAUUGAUAAUAAAUUGUUAUAAUGGCAAGUCAGGGUUGUUCUACGUCGCAGUUAAGACGUACGCAUAAUUUUUUCUUAGAUAUAUUUCAAACUUUUGAAGAACAAUAUUUUUCGUUACUUGAGCCGCGUAGGUCUUCUUAAUUCUUUGUCCGUUAUUAAGAUAUUUUUCGGUGUUUUUUUUCCAGAUUAUCAGUUUAUCCAUAGAAAGCAUUGUGCCAAAGCGUAUCAAGGAUUUCACAAAAAGUGUUCGGGCUUCCGUCUAAUUAUAAUUAUAGAAAUUAGUAAUAACCGUUUAUUAUUCAGCACCACGUACUCAACAACGUUUAAAUAUCUUGAUCAGUUUCUUUCAAUUCACGAUCCAAUAUGCACUAAUUGUAAGUAGUAAAUUAAAGUACGUUGCUCAAUUAUCAAAGACUUGGAAUUUUAAUAUAACUAAUAUAAGUAUACAACUUGUUAAGAAUUCCUGCCUGAUUUAUCGCGAUUGUGAGAAAUUUAUUUACCUCAUGUUUGUGUGAAACCGAACGAGACGAAUUGGAAAGAAGUUACUACUAAAAAAAAAUGGCGAAUGUGUGGUCUAUUUAACAUAGAGAUUGUACAAUUAUUAUAUUUUUGGGUACAUUUUCUAAAUAGAAUUUAGGUGAUAUUAUACUGAUACUGCGUGUGCGCAUCAUAAAGAGUGAUAAAAGACAUUUCUAAGCAAAGUUUAAGUAUAGCUGUGAACUAAGUUGUUUGUUAUCGACAAUACAAUAUCGAUUCUUAUAAAUAAAACGUCACUUUUCUUAAACCAA